Molecule: messenger RNA, 1275 nt
Organism: Juglans microcarpa x Juglans regia
Lineage: Eukaryota; Viridiplantae; Streptophyta; Magnoliopsida; Fagales; Juglandaceae
Product: disease resistance protein Roq1-like
Exons: 4
Coding region: 85-1275 (396 amino acids)
Biological process (GO): defense response
Molecular function (GO): ADP binding
Source: RefSeq, a predicted model, not a curated record
GGUCUAGCUUCUUUACAAAAACAACUUCUUUCUAUGAUCAUGCAAGAAGAAAUACAUGUAUGAGAUCAAAACCAGGGAGAUUGGAUGAGAAAGAAGAUGCUGAGUAAUAAAAGGGUUUUUAUUGUCCUUGAUGAUGUGGAUAGUAACGAGCAACUGACGGCAUUAGCAGGGGAUCGGAAAUGGUUUGGUCCAGGGAGUAGGGUGAUUAUAACAUCCAGAGAUAGUCAUCUGUUGAAAACACAUGGAGUGAAUGAUAUCUUUAAGGUUGAGCAGCUUCAACAAGAUGAAGCACUGCAACUCUUUAGUUUGUCGGCCUUCAAGAAAACCCAUCCUACAGAGAAUUACAAGGAUCUAUCUAUGGAUUUUGUGAAUUAUGCUCAAGGCCUUCCUUUAGCUCUUAAAGUUUUGGGUUCCUUCUUAUUUGGGAGAACGAUAGUUGCCUGGAGAAGUGCUAGGGAUCAACUAGAAGCAAUUCCUAAUAAAGAAAUUAUGAAUAUACUUCAAAUAAGUUUUGAGGGGCUGGAGGAUUUGCAGAAAGAGUUGUUUUUGGACAUGGCGUGUUUGUUCCAAGGAGACAUGAGUCUAGAUAACAUAUUUUUGCAGACAUUAGAAAGUUUUGGUUACUAUCCCGGCAUCAACAUUGACGUACUCGUAGACAAGUCCCUCCUCACCAUCUCAUAUGGAAAGUUGUUCAUGCAUGAUUUGCUAAAAGAACUGGGCAGGGACAUAGUUCGCCGUGAAUGCCCUGAAGAACCUGGACGACGUAGUAGACUGUUUCGUGUGGAGGAUCUCUAUCACGUACUGAAGAAUGAUACUGGAACUGAUGCAACUAAAGCCAUAGUCGUGGAUUCUUGUCCUGAAACGAAAGAUCGGAGACUCAACGCCAAAGCAUUGUCAAAGAUGAGAAAAUUAAAAUUUUUUAAAUUUCAUCAUUCUCAAACUUUAAAAUGGCGUGGAAAACCCUUAAAAUACAUGCCAACCAAUGAGUUGCAAUACCUAGAGUGGUCUAACUAUCAUUUGAAAUCCUUUCCGAGCAGUUUCCAACCAAAACAUCUUACUGUACUAAGGAUGCGUGGCAGCCUUAUGAAACAACUAUGGCAGGGGUCGAUGGAUUUAGACAAUUUGAAGGAAUUAGAUCUGAGAGAUUCAAAGAACUUGAUUGAAAUACCAGAUUUGACUGGAGCCCCAAAUCUUGAGAGAAUAGACCUGACAGCUCAGGUUAAGUGGAUGGUCUAUGAUGGCAAGCCAUUGCGCGCCGGCGUGUUUCCAGUAUAG